GUACUAACUUCGUACUAUAAACACCUCUCUUUUUGUGUUCUCCCCCCACUUUUCUCUCCUCUCUUACUUACCGGUGACCCCCUUUCCUUCUUCCUCAAGGGGUCGCCCCUCUUUCUCUCUCUAUCACUUCCUGUCUAAAAACCACAAAACAUCAUCUGCAGUACUGCAAAAUUCAACACAAAACAUCUGCUACUGCAAAAUUCAAUUCAAACUCAAAAGCCAGAACCAGACAUGUCGGAGAUAGCAACAACAGAUCCGGAGGGGAUCGACGGAGUGCGCAUGACAUGGAACGUUUGGCCUCGCACCAAGGUCGAAGCCAGCAAGUGUGUCAUCCCAAUCGCCGCAUCCAUUUCUCCGAUCCGUCCCCACCCCGAGAUCGCCACCCUCCCCUACGCGCCGCUGCGAUGCAAGACCUGCGCCGCCGUGCUCAACCCCUUUUGCCGCGUCGACUUCGCCGCACUCAUCUGGAUCUGCCCCUUCUGCUUCCAGCGCAACCAGUUCCCCCACCACUACUCCGCCGUCUCCGAAACCAAUGUCCCCGCCGAACUCUACCCCCAAUACACAACCAUCCAAUACUCUCUCCCCAGCUCCAACUCUCUCUCGAGCCCCAACAACCCCGACCCCUCUCCUCCUCCGGUGCCGUCUCCGGUGUACCUUUUCGUCCUUGAUACGGUCAUGAUCGAGGAGGAAUUGGAGUUUGUAAAAUCGGCGAUGAAGCAGGCAAUUGGGUUAUUGCCUGAUAAUGCUCUGGUUGGGUUUGUCUCGUUUGGGACGCAGGUUCAGGUUCAUGAAUUGGGGUUUUCGGACAUGUCAAAGGUUUAUGUGUUUCGGGGCUCGAAGCAAAUGUCGAAAGAUCAGGUUUUGGAGCAGUUGGGACUCCGCGGUGCAGGGCGGAGAACCGGACCUGGGUUUCCGAAGGGGGGACAAGGUGGGCUUCCAGAUUCAGGGAUUACGAGGUUUUUGUUGCCGGCUUCGGAAUGUGAAUAUACCCUCGAUUCGCUGUUGGACGAGUUAGGCACGGAUCAGUGGCCUGUUACACCCGGUAGUCGGGCAUUACGGUGCACGGGAGUAGCAUUGAGCAUCGCAACUGGUUUGCUUGGAGCUUGUUCGCCUGGAACUGGAGCCCGAAUUAUAGCUUUAGUGGGUGGUCCAUGCACAGAAGGUCCGGGCACGAUUGUAUCAAAAGAUCUUUCUGAUCCAGUUCGUUCCCAUAAAGAUCUUGACAAGGAUGCAGCACCAUUUGUCAGAAAAGCAGUCCAAUUCUACGAUGAACUUGCAAAGCAGCUGGUCAGCCAGGGUCAUGUUUUGGACCUUUUUGCUUCUGCACUUGAUCAGGUUGGGGUUGCAGAGAUGAAGGUUGCUAUUGAAAGAACUGGUGGCCUAGUUGUUCUAGCUGAAAGUUUCGGUCAUUCUGUUUUCAAAGAUUCUUUCAAGCGUGUUUUUGAAGAUGGGGAGCAGUCUCUUGGCCUCUCCUUCAAUGGUGCACUCGAGAUCAACUGUUCAAAGGAUAUCAAAAUUCAAGGAAUCAUUGGACCUUGCACGUCUUUGGAGAAGAAAGGACCUAGUGUAGCCAAUACAAUCAUCGGGCAAGGGAAUACUACAGCUUGGAAGAUGUGUGGUCUCGAUAAAAGUACUUGCUUGACCAUUUUCUUUGAUAUUUCAUCUAGUGAAAAAUCCGAUCCUUCAGGAAAUUCAAAUCCACAGUUGUACAUACAGAUUCUUACAAGUUUCCAGGUUCCUGAAGGUCAAACAAGGCUGCGAGUUACAACCAUCACUAGAAGAUGGAUAGAUAGUGCUGUUGGUUCGGAGGAAUUAGUACAAGGAUUUGAUCAGGAAACUGCUGCUGUAGUAAUGGCAAGAUUAACGUCUUAUAAAAUGGAAAUGGAGGAAGGGUUUGAUGCGACACGGUGGUUGGAUCGGAGUCUUAUUCGUCUCUGUUCCAAAUUUGGUGACUACCGGAAGGAUGAUCCGGCAUCUUUUACGCUGAACCCCUGUUUUUCAUUGUUCCCUCAGUUUAUGUUUAAUUUACGUCGGUCGCAAUUUGUGCAGGUGUUUAACAAUAGUCCAGAUGAAACAGCCUAUUUCCGCAUGCUAUUAAACCGAGAGAAUAUAGCCAACUCUGCCGUCAUGAUACAGCCAUCACUAAUAUCAUAUUCGUUCAAUUCGCUGCCUGCACCAGCUUUGCUGGAUGUGGCUUCUAUAGCAGCUGAUCGUAUUCUCUUGCUGGAUUCUUAUUUCAGUGUAGUUGUUUUCCAUGGAAUGACAAUCGCUCAGUGGCGAAACAUGGGUUACCAAAGUCAACCCGAACACCAGGCAUUUGCACAGUUGUUGCAAGCUCCUCAUGAUGAUGCCCAACUGAUCAUACGAGAUCGGUUCCCUGUCCCGAGAUUGGUGGUAUGCGAUCAGCAUGGCUCCCAGGCAAGAUUCCUAUUAGCGAAGUUGAACCCAUCAGCUACGUAUAAUAAUGCUCAUGAGAUGGCUGCUGGGACGGAGAUGAUCUUCACAGACGAUGUGAAUCUUCAAGUGUUCUUUGAGCAUCUUCAGAGGCUGGCUGUGCAAUCGUCUUGAGACCACUGAAAGAUGGAGAAUUCUUCACUUAUUUGUGGGUUCUUGAUUUUUUGAAAUCCGUGGAGUGAGUUUUUUUUAACCCUUCUCCGAUAUUCUCUUGUUCCAUUAAGUUCUAUAGCUUUCUUUCCACCAUUGGUUAGAUGAGAGAGUUCAGACCCUGCAUUAUUUGAGCGUAAAAGAAAAGCACUUAUCAUUCUUUGUGGGUGUUGGGGAGGUAAUUGCUUCCUUGAAAGAAUAAGGGAUACGAGGUCGGUUGAUCCUCGAGUACGCCAUGUAAAGGACGAUGAUGUAAGUUAAGUGGCUCCCCUGUUUUCAGCAGCAGGGUCACGGGAAGACAUUGUCAUUUUUUCCCCCAAAGUCUUCUAUGAGCUAGGUCAGAAGUUUAUCUUCUGUGUAUUUGAAUUUUAAGGUUAUAUUCUUGAAGCCUAGGUUCCUAGGUUGACAAGUUCUGUUUGUUUUACCAUUUAGGAAAAGAAAAAAGUUGUGUUUGUUUCUUGUCUCUCUCUCACAUUCUCAUCAUAUUUGGUUAUUGAUAUAGUACUAAUAUGCGCACGUGGAAGAGCUCACCAUCUGCUCUAUCUUCAAUCUCUUGUAUUAUCAUUGUGUGUGUUAUUUGCAGAAACAAAACUCGAAUCCUACUCUAAUUAUCUUCUUCUUUUUCUU
Messenger RNA from Cornus florida, 3231 nucleotides. Its product is annotated as protein transport protein SEC23 E-like. Gene Ontology annotation, molecular function: zinc ion binding; GTPase activator activity. NCBI's taxonomy places the organism in Eukaryota, Viridiplantae, Streptophyta, Magnoliopsida, Cornales, Cornaceae. The transcript is spliced from 12 exons. Gene Ontology annotation, biological process: endoplasmic reticulum to Golgi vesicle-mediated transport; COPII-coated vesicle budding; intracellular protein transport. Bases 232 to 2568 code for a protein of 778 amino acids. Gene Ontology annotation, cellular component: endoplasmic reticulum exit site; COPII vesicle coat. The record is from RefSeq and is a predicted model, not a curated record.